This is a messenger RNA of Kazachstania africana CBS 2517, 2706 nucleotides long. Its product is annotated as plasma-membrane proton-efflux P-type ATPase. Gene Ontology annotation, biological process: proton export across plasma membrane; regulation of intracellular pH. The transcript has a single exon. Bases 1 to 2706 code for a protein of 901 amino acids. The record is from RefSeq and is a predicted model, not a curated record. Gene Ontology annotation, molecular function: ATP hydrolysis activity; P-type proton-exporting transporter activity; ATP binding. Gene Ontology annotation, cellular component: plasma membrane. Lineage: Eukaryota; Fungi; Ascomycota; Saccharomycetes; Saccharomycetales; Saccharomycetaceae.
AUGCCAGCAGAAGUUGCACAAAAGUAUCCUGAAAAGCAAGCUCAGUCUGAUAUAGAGUCAGAAGAGGAUAUUGAUGCGCUAAUAGAUGAGUUGCAGUCGGACCAAGACGUAGAGAAGGAGGCCUAUGAAGAGGAAGGCACCUCUCAUGCACGAGGAUCUGCUAGACCCGUGCCUGAAGAGAUGCUUCAAACUGAUCCUUCACUUGGUUUGACAACGGAAGAAGCUACGAGAAGAAGAAAGAAAUUCGGUUUAAAUCAAAUGUCUGAAGAGCGUGAAUCCCUAAUGGUUAAAUUCUUACUGUACUUCGUUGGUCCAAUUCAAUUCGUUAUGGAAGCUGCUGCUAUCUUAGCUGCCGGUCUUUCCGAUUGGGUCGAUUUCGGUGUUAUCCUGGGUCUCCUAAUGCUGAAUGCAUGUGUUGGUUUCAUCCAAGAAUAUCAAGCUGGCUCGAUCGUUGCUGAACUGAAAAAAACUCUAGCAAACAUUGCUGUCGGUAUCAGAGACGGUCAAGUCAUAGAAAUUCCGGCAAAUGAAGUAGUUCCAGGCGAUAUAUUACAACUUGAAGAUGGUAGUAUCAUUCCUGCAGAUGGUCGUUUGAUUACGGAGGAAUGUUUUUUACAGGUAGAUCAAUCUGCUAUUACCGGUGAAUCCCUAGCCGUCGAGAAACAUUACGGUGACCAGGCUUUCUCCUCAUCCACUGUCAAGACUGGUGAAGCCUUCAUGGUUGUCACUGCCACUGGCGAUAAUACUUUUGUCGGCAGAGCUGCCGCAUUAGUAAGUCAAGCUACUGUUGGUCAAGGUCACUUCACUGAAGUCUUAAAUGGUAUCGGUGUUAUUCUUUUGGUCCUUGUCAUACUGACAUUAUUACUAGUGUGGUCCGCAAGUUUCUACAGAACGGAUGGAAUUGUCAUGAUUUUGAGAUUUACUCUAGGUAUUACAAUCAUUGGUGUCCCUGUUGGGUUGCCCGUAGUUGUUACGACUACUAUGGCGGUUGGUGCAGCGUAUUUGGCUAAAAAAAAGGCUAUUGUUCAAAAACUGUCUGCCAUUGAGUCAUUGGCAGGAGUUGAAAUUUUAUGUUCUGACAAGACAGGCACUUUAACGAAGAACAAGCUCUCAUUGCACGAACCAUACACAGUAGAAGGUGUAAGUCCAGAUGAUUUGAUGUUAACCGCCUGUUUGGCUUCAUCCAGGAAAAGAAAGGGCCUGGAUGCAAUUGACAAAGCCUUUUUAAAGGCUUUAACUCAAUAUCCUAAGGCAAAGAACUUGUUAUCCAAAUAUAAAGUUUUAGAAUUUCAACCAUUCGAUCCUGUAUCCAAGAAGAUUACAGCAGUUGUCGAAUCUCCAGAAGGUGAAAAAAUUGUCUGUGUCAAAGGUGCACCUUUAUUUGUCUUAAAGACUGUUGAAGAAGAUCAUCCAGUACCUGAAGAAAUACAUGAAGAUUAUGAGAAUAAAGUUGCCGAAUUAGCCUCAAGAGGUUUCAGAGCUUUAGGUGUUGCCAGGAAAAGAGGUGAGGGCAGAUGGGAAAUCCUAGGUGUAAUGCCAUGUAUGGAUCCACCAAGAGAUGACACCUCAGCCACAAUUGCUGAAGCUAGAAGGUUAGGCUUAAGAGUCAAGAUGUUAACCGGUGAUGCUAUCGGUAUCGCCAAGGAAACAUCAAGACAGCUUGGAUUGGGUGUGAAUAUCUAUAAUGCGGAAAAAUUAGGUCUAGGUGGCGGCGGCGACAUGCCAGGCUCUGAAUUAGCCGACUUUGUAGAGAAUGCAGACGGUUUUGCUGAAGUCUUUCCUCAGCACAAAUACAAGGUCGUUGAAAUCUUACAAAACAGAGGUUACUUAGUUGCUAUGACUGGUGAUGGUGUUAACGAUGCCCCAUCUUUAAAGAAGGCUGAUACUGGUAUUGCCGUCGAAGGCGCUACUGAUGCUGCUAGAUCUGCCGCUGAUAUUGUUUUCUUAGCCCCAGGUUUAUCUGCUAUUAUUGACGCUUUAAAGACUUCCAGACAAAUUUUCCACAGAAUGUACGCUUACGUUGUUUACCGUAUCGCUUUAUCCUUACAUUUGGAAAUAUUUUUUGGAUUUUGGAUUGCUAUAUUGAAUCAUUCACUGGAUAUCAAUUUGAUCGUUUUCAUUGCUAUUUUUGCUGAUGUUGCCACUUUAGCCAUUGCUUACGAUAAUGCUCCAUACUCUCAAAAACCUGUCAAGUGGAAUUUACCAAGACUAUGGGGUAUAUCUAUCAUCUUGGGUUUCUUAUUAGCGGUAGGUUCCUGGAUUACUUUAACCACAAUGUUUCUACCUAAAGGUGGUAUAAUCCAAAAUUUUGGUUCAAUCGAUGGUGUUAUGUUUUUGCAGAUUUCUCUUACCGAAAAUUGGCUGAUUUUCGUAACUAGGGCUGCUGGGCCAUUUUGGUCUUCUAUGCCAUCAUGGCAGUUAACUGGUGCAGUUCUUGUUGUUGAUAUUAUUGCUACAAUGUUUUGUCUCUUCGGUUGGUUCUCACAGAAUUGGACUGAUAUUGUAACAGUUGUGCGUAUUUGGAUAUGGUCUAUUGGUGUCUUCUGCGUCUUAGGUGGUGCAUAUUACAUCUUGUCAGAAUCAGUGGCCUUCGAUAGAUUGAUGAACGGUAGACCACUCAGAGAAAAGAAAGAAGUCAGAUCUAUAGAAGAUUUCAUGACCGCAAUGACUCGAGUAUCUACCCAGCAUGAAAAAGAGGCCCAAUGA